This is a messenger RNA of Microplitis mediator, 519 nucleotides long. RefSeq lists its product as uncharacterized. The transcript is spliced from 2 exons. Bases 65 to 502 code for a protein of 145 amino acids. NCBI's taxonomy places the organism in Eukaryota, Metazoa, Arthropoda, Insecta, Hymenoptera, Braconidae. The record is from RefSeq and is a predicted model, not a curated record.
AUAAAAUUCCACGUUCAACCAGUAAUUGGAACGGUUAUCGAAAGUUUUAAGGAUAACAAAAAACAUGGAUUCAAAAAAACAGGAACACAGAAUCGAAUGCGAUUGUAGACCAGGCUGUUAUUGCAAGAUAUUCAAUUCCAGACGGAUUCGAUCUCAAUGUUUAACUGCAGAGUAUACCUUUCAUGAACUUGAGCAUGUUACUCAUUUACAAGACGAUUUGAAAAAAGGGAUAAAACCGAGGUUGCUUGAUGGUAAAACAUUAAAAGAAGUAGAAAUAGACUUUUUCGAGUACCGUGUGAAUGCUAUCACAUCAGCAAAUAAUUUGAUUCUAAACAUUGAAAAAUGUCCAUGUGCAAGAGAAAUCAUCAAGGGUACGGACUACGAAAAAAUGUACUUCGAAGCUAAAGAAAAACAUUCAGAAGCUAUCGAUAGACUUAUGAAAAUUAGCGAGGAAGAUAUCCUGCUGCUGAAAAAGGAUCAUCAUUACGAGAUUGAUUUGUGAUUACCUAUUAAUCAAUU